AUGAAAUUCCGAAUGCUCUGGCUCAUCUCUUUCUUCACACUCACCGACGGCGGGGAAGGCUUCCUGGGGAGAAAUGAAGGCAUGAAAACAAAAAGAGGACUCACUGUGAAUAAGAAAAAUCAUCCAGGCUCAGUCCAGGAAUAUGAGCUGCUGCUUCAGGUGGCCUACAGAGAUUCCAAGGAGAAGAGACACUUGAAGAAUUUUCUGAAGCUUUUGAAGCCUCCAUUGUUAUGGUUACAUGAACCAAUGAAGAUUAUCAGCGCAAAGGCCACCACAUACUGUGGGCACCAGAAUGGGGUCCUGCAGUGUUCCUGUGAGGACGGCUAUUCCUGGUUCCCUCCCUCAUGCCUUGAUCCCCAGAAAUGCUACCUUCACACGGCCGGAGCCCUCCAGAGCUGUGACUGUUAUCUCAACAACCUCACCCAGAGCCUCAGUUUCUGCGAGAGAGCAAAGGUUUGGGGCACUUUCAAAAUCAAUGAACGAUUUACCAAAGACCUUUUGAAUUCAUCUUCUCCUUCAUAUUCCAAGUAUACAACUGGAAUUGAAAUUCAACUUAAAGAAGCAUUCAAAAGAAUUCAAGAUUUUGAGUCGGUUCAUGUCACCCAAUUUCGGGAUGGAAGCAUCAUUGCUGGGUUUGAAGUUGUGGGUUCCAGCAGCACAUCUGAGCUGCUGUCAGCCAUCGAACAGGUGGCUGAGAAGGUGAAGGCAGGCCUUCGCAAGCUGUUCCCACUAGAAGACGGCUCUUUCAGAGUAUUUGGAAAAGCCCAGUGUAACAGCAUUGUCUUUGGAUUUGGGUCUGGGAAUGACGAGUACACUCUUCCCUGUAGCAGCGGCUACACUGGAAACAUUACAGCCAGGUGCCAGCCCUCUGGGUGGCAGGUCCUCAAGGAGACAUGUGUACACUCUCAGCUGGACGAACUGAAGAAGAAUUUCAGUGUGAUCGCAGGCAAUGCCACUGAGGCAGCUGUGUCAUCCUUGGUGCGAAAUCUUUCAGUCGUCAUUCGGCAAAACCCAUCAACUACAGCUGGCAAUCUGGCUUCAGUGGUGUCCAUUCUGGACAACAUCUUGUCUCUGUCACUGUCAAGUCAUUUCAAGGUGUCCAAUUCAACCAUGGAGGAUGUCAUCAGUAUUGCUGACCACAUCCUUAAUUCAGCAUCAGUAACCAACUGGACGGUGUUACUGCAGGAAGAACAGCAUGCCAGCUCACGAUUACUGGAGACACUGGAAAACAUCAGCAGCCUCGUACCUUCGACAGCUCUGCCCCUGAGUGUCUCUCGGGAAUUCAUUCACUGGAGAGGGAUUCCAGGGUCCCAAAGCCAACUUGAGAUGGGUUACAGCUAUGAGGCUAAAAUAUCGCCCCCAAAUACUUCCAUUCCCAUCAGAGGCCAUGUGUUAAUUGGGUCAGACCAAUUCCAGGGGUCCUUUCCAGAAACUAUUAUCAGCAUGGCCUCGUUGACCCUGGGGAAUAUUCUAUCCAUUGCCAAAAAUGGAAAUGCUCAGGUCAAUGGGCCAGUGAUAUCCACGGUUAUCCAAAACUAUUCCAUAAAUGAAAUUUUCCUGGUUUUUCCCAAGACAGAGUCAAAUCUGAGCCAGCCUCACUGUGUGUUUUGGGAUUUCAGGCAUUUGCAAUGGAACAAUGCGGGCUGCCACCUAGUGAAUGAAACUCCAGACACGGUGACGUGCCAAUGUACUCACCUGACCUCCUUCUCCAUACUGAUGUCACCCUUUGUCCCCCCUGCCAUCAUCCCCUUUGUGAAAUGGAUCACUUUUGUGGGACUGGGCAUCUCCAUCGGAAGUCUCACCUUAUGCCUAAUCAUUGAAGCUCUGUUUUGGAAGCAGGUCAAGAAAAACCAAACUUCCUACACGCGCCAUAUUUGCAUGGUGAACAUAGCCUUGUGCCUCCUGAUUGCUGAUGUUUGGUUUAUCGUUGCUGCCACUGCAGACUCCACAGUAAGCUUUUCUGGAGUCUGCAUAGCUGCAGUGUUUUUUAUGCACUUUUUCUACCUCUCCUUGUUCUUUUGGAUGCUCAUGCUUGGCAUCCUGCUAGCUUAUCGGAUCCUCUUUGUGUUCCAUCACAUGGGCCUGCAUUUGAUGAUGGCUUUCGGGUUCUGCCUGGGCUAUGGGUGCCCUCUCAUCAUAUCUGUCAUCACCAUUGCCGUCACGCAACCUGGCAAUGGCUACGAAAGGAAAGACGUGUGUUGGCUUAAUUGGUCUGAUAAGAGCAAACCCCUCUUGGCCUUUGCUGUUCCUGCACUGACUAUUGUGGCUGUGAAUUUGGUUGUGGUGCUAUUAGUUCUCACAAAGCUCUGGAGGCCCACUGUUGGAGAAAGGCCGAGUCAGGACAACAAGGCCACUAUUGUCCGCAUGGGGAAGAGCCUCCUCAUCCUGACCCCUCUGCUGGGGCUCACCUGGGGCUUUGGCAUAGGAACAAUAGUGGACAACCAGAAUCUGGCUUGGCAUGUUAUUUUUGCAUUACUCAAUGCAUUCCAGGGUUUUUUCAUCUUAUGUUUUGGAAUGCUCUGGGAUAGUAAGCUACGACAAUUGCUGUUCAACAAAUUGUCCCCUUUAAGCUCUCAGAAGCAAGCAUCAAAGCAGAACUCAAAAGAUGUAUCUGCCAAACCCAAAUUCCCAAAGCCUUUCAACCCACUGCAACACAAAGGCAUUUAUGCUUUUUCCCAUACGGGAGAAUCGUCAAAUGACAUCAUGCUAACCCAGUUUUUAUCAACUGAGUAA
Puma concolor (puma) is the source of this 2733-nucleotide messenger RNA. The record is from RefSeq and is a predicted model, not a curated record. Lineage: Eukaryota; Metazoa; Chordata; Mammalia; Carnivora; Felidae.